UGUGCAUCUGGGUGUGUGAGAGGGAGAGAGAGGAGAGAGAGAGAUAGGAGAAAGGCUAACUGACAAAAAGAGAGCCUAAAAUAGCAUCGGAAGGGAAGUGAGAGCUAUUGAGAUUGAAUAGACUGAGGAGGGACAGAUGGAGAUUGCCAGAGAGAGAGCUGUCCCUGGAGUUAAUCUUCUUCCUCUCUCUUGUUCCAUUGCAGAGGCCACAGAUUGAGCAGCUUGUGACGGGAGGCGGUGCCAGCUGAAAGCUGCAGCUGGUGCCCAGGUAAAGAGCUGUGCCCUCACCAGCCUACGAUGCUAAGGGGCGAUCCUGUGCCCUCCUGGAGCCCCGGGGAGCAGCUCAUUGGCAGCAGCGUUUGAGGAUUUAGCAGCAGGAAGCUUCCGAAAGUGUCCGGAAUCGCCCAGCUCCUGGCCUCCAAGGGCGGAUUGCGGAGCUGGGAAUCAGCAGCAUCUAUCGCGGCAUCAUCCUGAGGCCAGAUCCAGCAUUCCGGGCAGUGCUGCUGCCAAGGUCACCCUGUCAGCGAGGUUAUGUCACAGGACACAAGGAAUCCUGCUGUUUCGCUAUGAUCUGGAACCUUUGUGGAUUUGAAGACUGAGUCAGCUGAGUGUGAAUACACAUUUUAUCAGAAUAUCAUAUGGUUGGAGGCAAUUUCGUCAGCUCUCAAAAUCUCGUGGAGCGAUCUUUUCAGAGAAUGGUCUUUGAAAUUGCCACAGAAAAGCUCAAAUUUGGAAAUUAAGCCAAAUCACGUUAUUCCUAUCUGUGUAACAGCAGUACUGAUACAACAGUGCAUUCUCCAAUAUCUUGAAUCUGAUUCCUCCAGGAUUCAUAAACCUAAGGAUCUACCAGCUCCAUAAUCCUGUGAUAUCUCUUGUCACAAUCCAGGUAGUUGUAGCAUCAGGGACCUCGUAUCUAGGGACCACAAGUUCCUAGCUCCAGUUGGUACUUCGCUCGCAGCUCGCAGCUUGUAAUUGAGAAAGGUUUUGGUGCCUCCAGCAAGAUGACAGUGGCCCAUGGAGACAAUGUGGAUGAAUUGGCUGCACUCCCUGUUCCGCCUCAGGAUCUGUAUGAGCCAGAGCAGGACCAUGAGUGUUGUGAGAGGGUGGUGAUCAACAUCUCAGGUCUUCGCUUUGAGACUCAGCUCAGGACCUUGGCUCAGUUCCCUGAUACCCUGCUCGGAGAUCCUAAGAAGAGGAUGGGUUACUUCGACCCUCUGAGGAAUGAAUAUUUCUUCGAUAGGAACCGUCCGAGUUUUGAUGCUAUCCUGUAUUACUACCAGUCUGGGGGAAGGCUGCGUCGACCUGUCAAUGUGCCCCUGGAUAUCUUCUCUGAAGAGAUACGCUUUUAUGAGCUGGGGGAGGAGGCGAUGGAGAUGUUCAGAGAGGAUGAGGGUUUUAUUAAGGAGGAGGAGCGGCCUUUACCCACGAAUGAGUUCCAGCGCCAGAUCUGGCUGUUAUUUGAGUACCCUGAGAGUUCAGGCCCAGCACGCGUUAUCGCCAUUGUGUCUGUCAUGGUCAUUCUCAUCUCAAUCGUCAGCUUCUGUCUUGAAACUCUGCCUGCCUUUCGAGACGACAAAGAGAAAGCAAUUGGAGGGAGACCAACAUAUAACAAUGACACAAUCCCCUUUCACACUCCGACAUUUGCUGAGCCCUUCUUCAUCGUUGAGACUCUCUGCAUCAUCUGGUUUUCCUUUGAAUUUCUAGUAAGGUUGUUUGCUUCCCCCAGCAAACCCAGCUUCUUUCGAAACAUAAUGAACAUUAUUGAUAUCGUGGCCAUCACCCCAUACUUCAUCACCCUGGGUACUGAGCUGGCAGAGCAGCAGCAACAGGCAGGCAAUGGACAGCAGCAAGGGCAGCAGGCCAUGUCUCUGGCCAUCCUGAGGGUCAUUCGCUUGGUCAGGGUCUUUCGGAUCUUCAAGCUGUCCAGACACUCCAAAGGGCUACAGAUCCUUGGGCAGACCCUGAAAGCCAGUAUGAGGGAGCUGGGUCUCCUCAUCUUCUUCCUCUUCAUUGGAGUCAUCCUCUUCUCCAGCGCUGUCUACUUUGCUGAGGCAGAUGAAACAGCUUCCUACUUUGAUAGCAUCCCCGAUGCCUUCUGGUGGGCAGUAGUGUCCAUGACAACAGUGGGGUAUGGAGACAUGUACCCCAUUACCAUAGGGGGCAAGAUGGUUGGCUCCCUGUGUGCCAUUGCUGGAGUGUUGACCAUUGCCCUCCCUGUGCCCGUCAUUGUCUCCAACUUUAACUACUUCUAUCACCGAGAAACAGAGAAUGAGGAACAGGCCCAAUACCUACAUGUGAAGAGCUGCCCAAACAUCCCAUCCACGGCUGAUCUGAAGAAGAGUAACAGCACUUCCAGUAUCUGCAAGUCAGAGUACACAGAGACACAGGAGGGUGUGGGUGGUGUUCGGGAGCCCCCGGAACAUAACCUUCACACUGACAAUUGUACUUUACCAAACCCCAACUACGUGAACAUCACCAAAUUGCGGAGUGAUGUGUGAGUGUCUCCUGGUUCCACACUAAGGACACAGAUCUCACUGCUCUCUUGUCUGCUUGAUGUCUCUGUAGCUUUUAGUGUUCUAUAUCAGAGCGUAAAAUAUUCACACAGUAACUGUGUCCUAUUGAACCAUCCCGAUACAUUCCAAUCACACCUCAGUGCUGCGUUUAAUCACUCACAUAAGGUGCUGCCAACUUUAGAGUAAACCAAAUGAAACAGGAGAGUCCUGUUCCUGCAUCUGACAACCACAUGUGUAGCAGGUGUUAGAUAGAAGCCAUGGAAUUCCUCACAAGUGUAAUCCAGUUAAGCGUAUUUAACUAAUACCAUCGAUUGUGGAUCCCUCUGCCUGCAUUUAUUAUCCUCUAUUACUAAAAUUAUAUAAGAAUUACUCAUGAUUGUUGUUGGCCCAAUCACUUAUUUCCUUGCUCCAGCAUUCCAUUGUCUUCCUCUUUAUGUUCAAAAAAUCUUGACUCCUCAUCCAGUUGCAGCUGUACAGAUCAGUAUAAUUAUUAAGCCUCAACGCUUUCUCCAUCCCAUUAUCUACUCUCCCAGCUCACUAGCUACUGCCACGGUUACUGUUUGCAGCAUUAUCUGCAAAGAUCACACUGGGUUGGGGGAGGUCCAUUUUUCAUUAAUAUCAUUCAGAGCCACAUUAACACAUUCCCUUUCUGAGUCAUCAAGGAGUUGGUGGAUGUGGAAAAUAAAGUGUAGGGACAGGGCAAUAUCAUUUCAAUUUGACAUUUUGGGGCCCCAGUUGGAAAAGGACAACUUUUUGGGAUUAGGAAUUGGGAACAAUUUUAGCAGAGGAGCUCAGGCACUGAAGAAACAUCACGUUGAGCAAGCUGUGAUCUGCACAUAUACCAUCCUGAUAAGUUGCCAUCUUAGUAAAACUGUCUAUCCUGGUGAAAGCAAUGUUGCAGGAUGCAUCAGCAAACUGACCAUGUUGCCAUGGCACAGGAAGUCAUUGAAGUGGGGCGAGUUAAUAAGAUUGCAAUAAUAGAAGACAUCAUAGCUGGGAUACCUACACAGUUCACUGCAGUGCUGGUGAUGCUUGCCCUGUACCUGGGUUCAGGACAUUUGCUCAGGACUAGAGAAGGGCGUUGCAAUGAGAGGGUAAGGACCCAAUGGUCCUGGUUCAUGUAGGUAUGAAAGACAUAUAUAGAACUAGGAAAGAAACUUCUCUUGAGGAAGUAUAAGUUACAAUGGUCAAAUUUAAUAUACAAAACCUCAACCGUUAUAAUUUCUGCAUUAUUACCUGAGCCAUCAACAAAUUGGCAUUGGGUAAAUUAGAUGAGAGGAUUAAAUAUUUGAUUCAAAUGCAGUUGGGAUUUCAAAUCUAAGAGUGCACCAUCAGAUAAGGCGAGAGGUUACAAAAUGGUAAACUACAGAACUAAAAAGGCUCUGUAUCAGAAUGUAUGCAGCACUCAUAACAAACUGGAACACAGCACAAAUAGAAAUAAAUAUGUAUGAUCUGAUAGUCCUUACAGAGAUAUGACUGUAAGAUGACAAAGAUGAGGACUUGAAUAUUGAAGGGUACAAGACAUUUAGGAAGGUCAGAAUGCUAGGAAAAGGUGAAAGGAUUCCUCGGUCAAUUAAGGAAGACAUUGGUGCAAUAGAGAAAGAUGAUCUCCAUUCUGAGGAUCAGGAUGUUGAACCAGUUUGGAGAGAAAUCAGCAACAGUAAGAAGUUGCCUAUGGGAAUGGUAUAUAAACUCCCAUGCAGAAAUCAUACUGUAGGAUGUGGUAUAUAGGUUGAAAUAAUGAGGGCUUGUGGAAAAGUUAAAGCAAUAAUAAUGAGUGAUUUUAAUUUACAUAUAUUUUGAAUAAAUUGGAUUGGCAAAGAUAGUUUAUGAAUUUGUAGAACUCUUUGGGGAAGUUUCUUAGAGCAGUAUGUUCUCAAACCAACCAAACAGCAGGUUAUUUGAGAUUUGGUAAUUUGCAAUGAGACAGGAUUAGUUAAUGAAUCCAUAGUGAAGGUAUUCAUAUGUAGCAGUGAUUAUUAUGAUUGAAUAUCACAUUCAUCUUGACGGAGCGAAGAUUGAAUCUCAAACUAGUGUUUUAAACUUAAUAAAGCUUUACUUAAAUAACAGCAAUAUGGGACAUUAGGCUACAGGACAGAUCAGUGGCAAUGUAGAUAAUUUUCAGCUGUCUUCACUGUAGAGGAUAUGAAUAAUAUUCCAAGAAAUAAUUGUAUAGCAAGAGGUGAAGAGAGGGAGAAACUUAAAACAAUUGAAGUCACUAGGGAAAGGGUACUGAGACAAUUAUUACAAUUAAACGCUGACAAGUCCUCAGGUUUCUAAUGAACUUCAUCCUAACAGAAGGGUGGCUGCUGAGGUAGUAGGUGCAUUUUAAUUUUCCAAAAUUCUGUAAAGGUUCCAUCAAAUUGCAAAAUAGUAAAUGUGACACUUCAUUCAGGGCAAGUGAGUUACAGAAAGCAGGAAACAACAGUCCAAGAUCUGUGGUUUGCUAAAGGUUUAACAAAUUUUUUCGACUUCUUUGAUGAUGUAACAAGCAAAUAAAAGCAAAGUUCUUUUUAAGUUCCAGAGUCAUAGAUACUUACAGCAUAGAAACAUGUUGUCUGGCCCCUAGAGUCUACGUCAAUCAAAAAUAACUAUUCUCAUUCAAUUUUCCAGCACUUGUCCCAUAGCCUUGUAAACCUUGGCAUCACAAGUGCACAUCUAAAUACUUCUUAAAUGUUAUGAGGGUUUCUGCCACUACUACCCUGACAGGCAGGAAGUUCUGAAUUCACACCACCUUCUGAGUGAAAAAACCUUUCCUGACACCUUCACUAAACUUUCUGCCCCUUACCGUAAAUCCAUACCACCAAGGGGAAACCGUUCUCCUGUUUACAUCCACCAUAAUUUUAUACAUCGCCAUCACGUCCCCUCUCAAUCUCCUUCACCCCAGUGCAGGUUCUGAUGAAGGGUCACUU
This is a messenger RNA of Chiloscyllium plagiosum (whitespotted bambooshark), 5425 nucleotides long. Its product is annotated as potassium voltage-gated channel subfamily A member 2-like. The record is from RefSeq and is a predicted model, not a curated record. Gene Ontology annotation, molecular function: delayed rectifier potassium channel activity; protein binding. Gene Ontology annotation, biological process: action potential; potassium ion transmembrane transport; protein homooligomerization. NCBI's taxonomy places the organism in Eukaryota, Metazoa, Chordata, Chondrichthyes, Orectolobiformes, Hemiscylliidae. Gene Ontology annotation, cellular component: dendrite; juxtaparanode region of axon; axon terminus.